AUGGUGGUGGCAGUGAUGCAGGCUAAUUCAAAAGGGUUUGCAGCAAUUUACCAGGCUUGUUGGAUGUUGAUGGAAAGGGGGAAAUUUUCAAUUGUCUUAGUGCUUGCUCUGCCUGCAAAUUUAGGGCUUGGAGCCAUUGAGGCCUUGUUUGGAUACAGGGUGAUAAGGGUUUACCAUAAUUCUGUUGGAAAAAUAAGUGCUUCUGUUGCUUUUGAGGGGAUUUUGGUUGCUUAUUUGUAUUCUCUUCUUCUCGUUCUUGACACAAUUGUUUGUUGCCUCUUUUACAAGAGUUGUUUGGAGGAUGAUCAAAGUGAUGAUGUUGAAAAGAAAGAGAAUCUAGAAGUGCUUCCAUGA
Mangifera indica (mango) is the source of this 354-nucleotide messenger RNA. RefSeq lists its product as uncharacterized. Lineage: Eukaryota; Viridiplantae; Streptophyta; Magnoliopsida; Sapindales; Anacardiaceae. The record is from RefSeq and is a predicted model, not a curated record. The transcript has a single exon. Bases 1 to 354 code for a protein of 117 amino acids.